AUGGGAAAACCCGCUGGUUUGAACGCCGCUCGUAAGCUCCGUACCCACCGUCGUGAAGAGCGUUGGGCUGAUGCCCACUACAAGAAGCGCUUGUUAGGUACUGCCUUCAAGUCUUCUCCUUUCGGUGGUUCCUCUCACGCCAAGGGCAUUGUCGUUGAAAAGAUUGGUGUUGAAGCUAAGCAACCCAACUCUGCCAUUCGUAAGUGCGUUCGUGUUCAAUUGAUCAAGAACGGUAAGAAGGUUACCGCUUUCGUCCCCAACGACGGUUGUCUCAACUUUGUUGACGAGAACGACGAAGUCUUGCUUUCUGGUUUUGGUCGUAAGGGUAAGGCCAAGGGUGAUAUUCCCGGUGUUCGUUUCAAGGUCGUCAAGGUCGCUGGUGUUGGUCUUGCUGCUCUCUUCCACGAAAAGAAGGAGAAGCCUAGAGCUUAA
Molecule: messenger RNA, 432 nt
Organism: Schizosaccharomyces osmophilus
Lineage: Eukaryota; Fungi; Ascomycota; Schizosaccharomycetes; Schizosaccharomycetales; Schizosaccharomycetaceae
Product: 40S ribosomal protein S23
Exons: 1
Coding region: 1-432 (143 amino acids)
Biological process (GO): translation
Cellular component (GO): cytosolic small ribosomal subunit; ribosome
Molecular function (GO): structural constituent of ribosome
Source: RefSeq, a predicted model, not a curated record